GUCUCGGGUCUGAUCCAACCCCUUCCCGUCCCUCUCCCGCAUUAUAAGCAUCUUCAGUGUCUCUCCGAGCCUGAGACCCCGCCCCCUGAAAUUCCGAGGCGGGGCCACGCCCGAGUGCCCGCCCUCUAUGCAAAUAUCUCGUCCCGUCCAAUCAGCUCCCGGGGGCAGGGCCGCCGGCUCCGAAGGCACCUGUGGCCGCGGGACGCUGGUCACUCUGUGCGGCUGCUGCAGGUCCGUGCACACGCGUCCGAGGGGCCAGGCGGAGCAGACCAAGGUUGCUCUGCCCAGCCUAGGACAAUGGGGAGGAAAAAAAUACAGAUCUCACGCAUUCUGGACCAAAGGAAUCGUCAAGUGACAUUUACCAAAAGGAAGUUUGGGCUGAUGAAGAAGGCCUACGAACUGAGCGUGCUCUGCGACUGUGAGAUUGCUCUCAUCAUCUUCAACAGCGCCAACCGCCUCUUCCAGUAUGCCAGCACGGACAUGGACCGUGUGCUCCUCAAGUACACGGAGUACAGCGAACCCCACGAGAGCCGCACCAACACCGACAUCCUUGAGACACUGAAGCGGAGGGGUGUGGGCCUUGAUGGGCCAGAGCUGGAGCCAGAUGAGGGGCCUGAGGGCCCGGGAGAGAAGCUGCGGAGGCUUGCAGGUGAUGGGGGUGAGCCAGCCUUGCCCCGACCACGGCUCUAUCCCGCAGCCCCCACCAUGCCCAGCCCAGACAUGGCAUAUGGGGCCCUGCCCCCACCAGGCUGUGACUCCAAUGGGCUUGGGGAGGCCCUGCCCGCCCAGAGCCGCCCAUCCCCCUUCAGGCCAGCAGCUCCCAAAGCUGGGCCCCCGGGCCUGGCCCAUCCUCUCUUCUCACCAAGCCACCUCGCCAGCAAGACACCGCCACCCCUGUACCUGGCAGCAGACGGGAGGAGGCCAGACCUGCCUGGAGGCCUGGCAGGGGCCCGCGGGGGACUGAGCACCUCAAGAGGCCUCUACGGUGGCCUGCAGAGUCCUUGCUCGGCCGCAGCUCCAGGACCCUUCCCUUUCCUCCCAGCAGGCCCCCCAGAAUAUGGCCUGGGAGACCCCCCUCCGCCCCCCGGCUUGCUGCAGCCCCCUUCCCUGGCCCCCUGGCAGCCCUCGAGGGGUGAUGGGCCCCUAGCCGGCCUUGCGCAGCCCAGGUAAGUGCCCCGAUGCCUCUCCAGCCCCGAGUCAGGCUCCCAGGCGGGGCCCUUCCACUGCUUCCGACG
Molecule: messenger RNA, 1235 nt
Organism: Myotis davidii
Lineage: Eukaryota; Metazoa; Chordata; Mammalia; Chiroptera; Vespertilionidae
Product: myocyte-specific enhancer factor 2B
Exons: 8
Coding region: 298-1170 (290 amino acids)
Biological process (GO): positive regulation of transcription by RNA polymerase II
Molecular function (GO): protein dimerization activity; DNA-binding transcription factor activity, RNA polymerase II-specific; RNA polymerase II cis-regulatory region sequence-specific DNA binding
Source: RefSeq, a predicted model, not a curated record